CACACUGAGUGUGCUGGUGCUCAUCCCAGGUGUGCAGCAGAAAUUGUCACGUCUCCCAUAAGUCACAAUCUUCUAAUAUGCUCAUUGUAUUAAAAGUCAGUAUCUUUGAUAAUUGCUGCAAGAGAGUGAUUCUGGCGCUUCAGAUAUUUUGCAUGAACGAGAGUCGAGGCUGCGCAGAGCAGCUCACGCUGGGACAGCUGCUGGUGCAUUUAAAGAACCACUGCCAGUUUGAAGAGCUUCCUUUUGUCCGUGCAGACUGCAAGGAGAGGGUGCUGCGGAGAGACCCGCGCGACCACGUGGACAAGGCCUGCAAGUACUGAGAGGCCACGUGCACGCACUGCAAAAGCCAGGUCCCCAAGGUCACGCUGCAGAAACACGAGGACACCGAGUGUCCCUGCAUGGUGGUGUCCUGCCCUCACAAGUGCAGCGUCCAGACGCUCCUGAAGCGCGAGUUGAGUGCACACUUGUCAGAGUGUGUCAAUGCCCCCAGCACCUAGUUUAAGCGCUAUGGCUGCGUUUUUCAGGGGACCAACCAGCAGAUCAAGGCCCAUGAGGCCAGCUCUGCCGUGCAGCACGUCAACCUGCUGAAGGAGUGGAGCAGCUCCCUGGAGAAGAAGGUCUCCCUGCUGCAGAACGAGAGUGCGGAGAAGAAUAAGAGCAUCCAGAGCCUGCACAACCAGAUCUGCAGCUUUGAGGUCGAGAUCGAGAGGCAGAAGGAGACGCUGCGCAACAACGAGGCCAAAAUACUUCACCUACGAGUGAUAGACAGCCAGGGGGAAAAGCUGAAAGAGCUGGACAAGGAGAUCCGCCCCUUCCGGCAGAACUGGGAGGAAGCCGACAGCAUGAAGAGCAGAGUGGAGUCCCUGCAGAACCGGGUGACCGAGCUGGAGAGCGUGGACAAGACUGCGGGGCAGGCCGCCAGGAACACAGGCCUGCUGGAGUCCCAGCUGAGCCGGCACGACCAGAUGCUGAGCGUGCACGACGUCCGCCUGGCCGACAUGGACCUGCGCUUCCAGGUGCUGGAGACCGCCAGCUACAACGGCGUGCUCAUCUGGAAGAGCUGCGACUACAAGCGGCGGAAGCAGGAGGCCGUCAUGAGCACGCACCUGUCGCUCUUCUUCGUCAUCAUGUGCGGCGAGUACGACGCGCUGCUGCCCUGGCCCUUCAAGCAGAAGGUGACGCUCAUGCUGAUGGACCAGGGCUCCUCCCGGCGCCACCUGGGCGACGCCUUCAAGCCGGACCCCAACAGCAGCAGCUUCAAGAAGCCCACCGGGGAGAUGAACAUCGCCUCCGGCUGCCCGGUCUUCGUGGCCCAGACCGUGCUGGAGAACGGGACCUAUAUCAAAGACGACACCAUUUUUAUUAAAGUCAUAGUGGAUACUUCGGACCUGCCCGACCCCUGAGGAGCCCAGAGCGGCGCGCGCAGAAGGC
Molecule: messenger RNA, 1431 nt
Organism: Talpa occidentalis (Iberian mole)
Lineage: Eukaryota; Metazoa; Chordata; Mammalia; Eulipotyphla; Talpidae
Product: TNF receptor-associated factor 3-like
Biological process (GO): protein K63-linked ubiquitination; positive regulation of JNK cascade; tumor necrosis factor-mediated signaling pathway
Cellular component (GO): plasma membrane signaling receptor complex
Molecular function (GO): protein binding; zinc ion binding
Source: RefSeq, a predicted model, not a curated record